Messenger RNA from Vidua chalybeata, 3531 nucleotides. It is a transcript of the gene VANGL2, whose product is annotated as VANGL planar cell polarity protein 2. Gene Ontology annotation, cellular component: plasma membrane. The record is from RefSeq and is a predicted model, not a curated record. The coding region runs from base 398 to 1963 and encodes 521 amino acids. Gene Ontology annotation, biological process: establishment of planar polarity; Wnt signaling pathway, planar cell polarity pathway; multicellular organism development. NCBI's taxonomy places the organism in Eukaryota, Metazoa, Chordata, Aves, Passeriformes, Viduidae. The transcript is spliced from 9 exons.
GCCGCCGCCGCCGCCGCCGCCGCCGGGGUUUCGGUGCGGGGGGACGCGCACAAAGGUGCGGCGGCGAUGCUCCAGGGCGGCCCCCCCGUGCCGUGAGCAGCCCCCCAUGCCCGGCCCGUGUCCGAUGCCGGCCCCUCCGGAGGCUCCGGACGCUCCAAAGGCCUCGGUGAGCGCCGGGACGGAGCCGCCGCCGCCAGAGCCGCCCGGUGGGCGCGUCCUUUUCUCCUGAGCGAGGCCACCCCAAGGUGACAAAAUUGAGCCCCUCAAGGUCACGGUCGACUUCCUGAAGGUGCCCCUGGGCCUGAAGAAGCCCCCGCUGAAGGAGGCCCUGGCCGCUCUCCCGGGAAAACCCAAAUCCCACAUCCUGGAGCGGCACAAAGCCCGGCGCUCCGACGCCAUGGAUAACGAGUCGCAGUAUUCCGGAUAUUCCUACAAAUCCGGCCACUCCCGCAGCUCCCGCAAGCACAGGGAUCGGCGGGAGCGGCACCGCUCCAAAAGCCGGGAUGGGACGCGCGGGGACAAAUCGGUGACGAUCCAAGCGCCGGGAGAGCCUUUGCUGGACAACGAAUCCACGCGGGGGGACGAGAGGGACGACAACUGGGGCGAGACCACCACGGUGGUGACGGGGACGUCGGAGCACAGCAUCUCCCACGAUGACCUCACGCGCAUCACCAAGGACAUGGAGGACAGCGCCCACCUGGACUGCUCCCGCCACCUGGGCGUGGCCCUGGGCGUGGCCCUGGCGCUCCUGGCCUUCCUCACGCCCUUGGCCUUCCUCCUCCUCCCGCAGCUGCUGUGGCGGGAGGAGCUGGAGCCCUGCGGGACGCCCUGCGAGGGGCUCUUCAUCUCCGUGGCCUUCAAACUCCUCAUCCUCCUGCUGGGCAGCUGGGCCUUGUUCUUCCGCCGCCCCAAAGCCUUCUUCCCGCGCGUCUUCGUCUUCCGCGCCCUGCUCAUGGUGCUGGUUUUCCUGCUGGUCGUGUCCUACUGGCUUUUUUACGGCGUGCGGAUCUUGGACUCGCGGGACCGCAACUACCGCGGCGUGGUGCAGUUCGCCGUCUCCCUGGUGGACGCUCUGCUCUUCGUCCACUACCUGGCCGUGGUGCUGCUGGAGCUGCGGCAGCUCCAGCCCCAGUUCACGCUCAAGGCCGUGCGCUCGGCCGACGGCGCCAGCCGCUUCUACAACGUCGGCCACCUCAGCAUCCAGCGAGCGGCCGUGUGGAUCCUGGAGAAUUACUACCACGACUUCCCGGUCUACAACCCCGCCCUCCUCAACCUUCCAAAAUCCGUCCUUUCCAAGAAAAUGUCCGGCUUUAAGGUCUAUUCCCUCGGCGAGGAGAACUCCACCAACAACUCCACGGGGCAGUCGCGGGCAGUGAUCGCGGCGGCGGCGCGGCGGCGCGACAACAGCCACAACGAGUUCUACUACGAGGAGGCCGAGCACGAGCGCCGGGUGCGGAAACGCCGCGCCAGGCUGGUGGUGGCGGUGGAAGAGGCCUUCACCCACAUCAAGCGGCUGCAGGAGGAGGACCAGAAGAACCCGCGGGAGAUCAUGGACCCGCGCGAGGCCGCCCAGGCCAUCUUCGCCUCCAUGGCCCGGGCCAUGCAGAAGUACCUGAGGACCACCAAGCAGCAGCCCUACCACACCAUGGAGAGCAUCCUGCAGCACCUGGAGUUCUGCAUCACCCACGACAUGACCCCCAAGGCCUUCCUGGAGCGGUACCUGACGGCCGGUCCCACCAUCCAGUACCACAAGGACCGCUGGCUGGCCAAGCAGUGGACGCUGGUCAGCGAGGAGCCGGUGACCAACGGCCUCAAGGACGGCGUGGUCUUCGUGCUGAAGCGCCAGGACUUCAGCCUGGUGGUGUCCACCAAGAAGAUCCCGUUCUUCAAGCUCUCCGAGGAGUUCGUGGACCCCAAGUCGCACAAGUUCAUCAUGAGGCUGCAGUCGGAGACCUCGGUGUGAUGGGCCGGGAUGGGACUUUUCCCGAAUUCUUCCGGCUCCGAAUCUCCGAAUUUGGCUCCGCCGGUGCCGCCAGGCCGCGGAAAACCGGGAAAGCUGCUCCCGGCUCCAGCGCCUUGCUGGGAUCAUGACCACUCGUCCUUUCUUGAGGUGGCUGAGCCCCUUCUCCUCCUCCUCCUCCUACUCCUCCUCCUCAUUCCCAAAACCCGGAUCCGUUGGAGCCGUACCUCAAGGGCUAAUUCCAAGAAUUCCCAACUUCCUUCUUCACCAGCAUCCUGGAGCAGCUCCAGGUCCCACAGACCUCCUGCUCCUGUCCGUUUUCUCCUGGACAUCUGUCCUGGCUCUGGCCUUAAACCACUGCCCGGCCCCGGGGCUGCGUUUGGAAUCCCAAGGGAAUUGCUUGGGCGAGGAGAAGGAUUUUGGAAGCAUCUCCAGGAUCCGUGGCUGCUGUGGAAAAGCUCCCGUGGUGCAUCCCAGGUUUUGGGAGCGUCCUCCUCGCCUCCGCCGAUGGUUUUUUAGGAAAAACGAGCGGAAAUGUGGGUUUUUUUGGAGGAGUUGAAGGUUGAAUUGAGAUUUUGGGAGGUUUUUUUUUGGGUGGAUUUUGCUGCUCCCGAGGGGAUCCGUGUCCCAAAUUCCAGCGGCAUCUCCGUGGGGCUUCCCGGUGCCACUGGAGCCAUCCUGGAUCCACAACCCUGAGGAGCUCCUGGGAGAGGUCAACGAGGUCCUCAAGCGUCCCUCGAGGCGACCCCGUGGUGAUCCCACGGAAUUCCCAUCGGGAUGCAAAAAAACCGCUUUUUUUUGCCUCCUUCUGGUUUUGUUUUUAAGGUCGCAAAUACCUCACGGAUGGAUUUGGAAUUUUAUUCCCUUUAUUUUUUUUUUCCCCCCACUCCAGCUUCCACCUCCACCCUCGUGGGGUCGGAAGCGCCGGAUUUCAUUCCAGGGGAGGCGUUUUGGGGUCGGGUUUUGGGGUCGAUUUUGUCCUAAGCACUAAAAAGGGGGAGUUUGGAGCCAGGAGAGGCUUCCCCAGUAAGCACCAGUAGCAAAAUGGGGGGAUCCAUCCCCUCUACCCGAAUUCCAGGAAAUCCCCCCUUUUUUUUUGGGGAAUUUUUGGGGGGAAUUCUUUGGGGAAUUUCAACUGGGAGCCCAUUUUGGGGCAUUUUCCUGAAAAAAAAAAAAAAGAAAGAAAAAAAAAAAAGCAGAUGGAUCUUCCUGGGAGGGUGGGGAAUUCACAAUUCCAUUUGGGAAUUUUGGGAGAUCAAAAUUCCCUUUUGUUGGUUCCGUUUUUGGGGUUGGGUUUGGAUUUUGUUUUCCCGCAGAGCCGAGAGUUUUGUGCAUGCGUGUAGAAAGUUGUAAAAUGUCAAAUUAAUGGUUUUUAAUAUAUAAAAAAAGCUUGGAUUUUCCCGGAUUUUUGCAGUGGAUCGGAGCGUUCCGGCAGUGGUAGGAAUUUUUUUCCGUUGGUGUUUGGUUGUUUUUCGGGUUUUUUGUUUUAUUUUUAUUUUAUUUUUUUUUCAUAGAGGAACUAAAAUUGUACAAUUUUGUUUUUUUAAGAAAAUAAAUCUGUUUUGACUUUU